Molecule: messenger RNA, 1352 nt
Organism: Ylistrum balloti
Lineage: Eukaryota; Metazoa; Mollusca; Bivalvia; Pectinida; Pectinidae
Product: outer dense fiber protein 3-like
Exons: 5
Coding region: 88-846 (252 amino acids)
Cellular component (GO): cytoskeleton
Source: RefSeq, a predicted model, not a curated record
GGAAGAUAAGGAAAGGUAGCCGUAUAGAUUGCAUUUUGACUUCAUUUAUCUGCCAUAACAAGAAGUGUGCAGACUAAGUGAAUAAUCAUGGUGUACAAUUAUACAAAACCCAGGGGGCCUAUUGCUGCCAUGUACAGCAGCCCAGGUCCAUGUUAUGGACUUCCUGGAUUGGUGGGACAAAGCCAUCAUGACCCUAGGAGUUUGCAUAAUAAGGGACCAGCUUAUCCCUUCGGAGUCCGACAUGGAAAAUUCCAGGAUGAUUGCAGCCCCGGCCCCCGUUACUUGCUUAACUCUAAGGUGUACAGAAAUGGUGUUGAUGGCACCCCCCAUUAUUCACUGUAUGGAAGGCAAAAGGACAGCACCCAGUUCAAAGUGCCAGGCCCAGGUGCCUACAGCCCUGAGAAUGUUGGACCCACUGCUCAUUACAGACACCCAGCAUACAGCUUCGGCACACGUCACCAAAACAGGAAGACAGACAACACACCAGCUGCUAACAAGUACUCCCUUCCCUCUAUGACUGGCAAAACUGUGCAGAGUGGCAAGAAACAGUCUCCAAUCUAUUCCAUGACUGGUCGCCAAACACAGGGAGCUUUCAGUGAAGAUUUAGCCAAGUCCCCAGGACCUGGCACAUAUGAUAACACUGAUCCUAAUGCAUACAAAUCCAAAGCUGCUUUGUACAGUAUGACCAGUAGAAAUUUGAUGCCUGGUGACAACACACAGAAACCAGGACCUGGUGCUCACUCACCAGAGAAUGUGUACAUCAAUAAGAAGCAAUCUCCAGUGUUUUCUUUUGGAAUUCGUCAUUCACAGUACUUGGCACCAUUAAUAGUUGAGGUCCAGGACUAGACUGUAAAAAUGGGAACAUGAUUUGGAUUUACAACAACAGUUGAAUUCUGUACAAUAAUAUUUACAUUCCUGCCAAUAUUUCAGAAAUGAUGUAUUCAAAUUUUAUCUUUUCAUUUUUGUUAAUGGAACUUUUCCACUCUCUCUCCGUCCAUAGCUCUGGCUGUGAUAUUUCUUAGAUGUUUUAAUCCAUGUUUUAGAUAUAGGUACUGUAACUGUUGUCUUUCAGUUGAGUUUCAUGGUAAAUGUUAUUUUUUUCUUCCCAGUGAGUUAUUUGAUUAAACCAGAGCUCAGAAUUUGUGUCCGAGAUAAAAUUCAGUCAGUAUUAACGAAAUGUCACAUUCAGGGUCAGAUUUGUUGAAAUAUAAAAGAGAAUUUAUUUCUAUAUAGUUAUAUGUUACUGUAGUCGAUGUGUGUAGAACUAUUUUUCUUUUAAUAGGAAAAAUGAUUUUGAGUUUUUUAUUGUCAUGUUUGUAACGAUGACAUUCUUUUUUGUGAUAUCUUAAGUA